Mytilus californianus (California mussel) is the source of this 1600-nucleotide messenger RNA. RefSeq lists its product as uncharacterized. NCBI's taxonomy places the organism in Eukaryota, Metazoa, Mollusca, Bivalvia, Mytilida, Mytilidae. The transcript has 2 exons. Bases 481 to 1383 code for a protein of 300 amino acids. The record is from RefSeq and is a predicted model, not a curated record.
CCCCCCCCCCUGGACAUUAAACCAGCAACAAUCAAUCUGAUGCUAUAAAUAAGAGCAACACGAUACUUUUUGAAAACUUCCUGUGUCAUGAGAGUAUUGGUACUUUGCAUACCUCAAUAUCUUUGUAUAUAUCCCGCAUUGUAUAGUAAUAGGAAAAACUUCAGAUAAGACCCUAUGAACGCUAUUUAAUGACUGGGUCCCUUGUCAUUGUUUGUUAUGACAUACUGAACUAACAGUAUUUUAUUGUAAGCGUAAAUAAAUACAUCAACUUUUCCUAAUGAUAUCUAUUAAAUAAAAAAGAUUGGGUACUAAAAAUAGUCUUUAUAAAUUUGUCUAAAUAUUCUUCAGUUGUGUUCAAUGUACAGAUGAAGUCUUGUUGAUUUCUAGCAAAGAAUUUUGCAGAAACCAAUGCUAAGGGUCAUCAUCCUUACAUUGACAUAAGAGCUUUUGGUCUGUGUUGAAGGCCUCUCUGUCUUUGAGAUGAAGAAUAGCUAUAAAAGUCUUGUUCCUUUACCAUUGGUUAUAUCUAGUAUGUGUAGGUAUUUUGUGUCAGAUCUUGUUCCUUUAUCACUGGUUAUAUCUAGUAUGUGUAGGGAUUUUGUGUCAGAUCUUGUUCCUUUAUCAUGGGUUAUAUCUAGUAUGUGUAGGGAUUUUGUGUCAGAUCUUGUUCCUUUACCAUGGGUUAUAUCUAGUAUGUGUAGGGAUUUUGUGUCAGAUCUUGUUCCUUUAUCAUGGGUUAUAUCUAGUAUGUGUAGGGAUUUUGUGUCAGAUCUUGUUCCUUUAUCAUGGGUUAUAUCUAGUAUGUGUAGGUAUUUUGUGUCAGAUCUUGUUCCUUUAUCAUGGGUUAUAUCUAGUAUGUGUAGGUAUUUUGUGUCAGAUCUUGUUCCUUUAUCAUGGGUUAUAUCUAGUAUGUGUAGGUAUUUUGUGUCAGAUCUUGUUCCUUUAUCACUGGUUAUAUCUAGUAUGUGUAGGGAUUUUGUGUCAGAUCUUGUUCCUUUAUCAUUGGUUAUAUCUAGUAUGUGUAGGGAUUUUGUGUCAGAUCUUGUUCCUAUAUCACUGGUUAUAUCUAGUAUGUGUAGGGAUUUUGUGUCAGAUCUUGUUCCUUUAUCAUUGGUUAUAUCUAGUAUGUGUAGGGAUUUUGUGUCAGAUCUUGUUCCUUUAUCAUUGGUUAUAUCUAGUAUGUGUAGGGAUUUUGUGUCAGAUCUUGUUCCUUUAUCAUGGGUUAUAUCUAGUAUGUGUAGGGAUUUUGUGUCAGAUCUUGUUCCUUUAUCAUUGGUUAUAUCUAGUAUGUGUAGGGAUUUUGUGUCAGAUCUUGUUCCUUUAUCACUGGUUAUAUCUAGUAUGUGUAGGGAUUUUGUGUCAGGAAUUAAUUUUUCUCAAUAGUUAUGAAACAUAGUUUAAAGAGAGACAAGUGACUAUCAACAAUUUUGAUAAAAUGUGGUACAUUACCUGAUAAGCCUCUAUUAGUUUGCCAACUUCCAGAUUGUCUUUGAUAUCUUUACUUGUAAAUGAAGAGAAAGGUGCAACACUGCCUCCUAAAGAUGGUGGUCUGACAAACUCCUGGCCUUCAAAAUAUGCUUUCCAGGACUUCAAAAAUAAA